Messenger RNA from Podospora pseudocomata, 891 nucleotides. RefSeq lists its product as uncharacterized. The record is from RefSeq and is a predicted model, not a curated record. Lineage: Eukaryota; Fungi; Ascomycota; Sordariomycetes; Sordariales; Podosporaceae. The coding region runs from base 208 to 891 and encodes 227 amino acids. The transcript has 2 exons.
GUCAUUCCCAGUAUGCUCCCUGAGAUUGUUUGCUGAGUCAGGCUCCAGAAUCGAGGAAGUUUGAGCUCCUUCUUUGCUCCUGUUGUCCAGAUUUCGACUCCCAAACAAUCACUUUCGAUUACAAAUUUACAUCAGCGUGUGUUCCGGCAGCAACCAGCAGUGAAUACCUAGAAAUUUUCACUCGAGACGUUUUCAAAUCUUGCCAUCAUGGAAACAAUGGACAUCGACCAAGUCGGGGUUUCCGGCAACGAGCCGAAUUUCCCGUCCUUUUUUAUCAAUAGUUCGACAACCCACGACUCUGCAUCUGAAAUGAGUCUGGCCGACUUGCUCAUUUCCGCUCACGGCUCCACCGAUAUCGAAAUGCCCGAUUGCCCACCACCAGCACCAAAGGCACAAUCUCCUAGCGAUUUCCUCGGGCCAAAGGUCGUCCCGGACACAUUCCCAGCACUUGGGCAAACAUACCUCCUACGUGUGCCUACAACCGGCUGCAUCCUCGGGCAUACCAAGCGACGUUUUUUCCUGAUCUCGUCGUCGCACAAUCCAGAAGAGUCGCCGCACAUUAGCUGGAAAUGGACAUUUGAGGACAUCGCUGGUGACGAGACAAUGAUACGGCUCAAGAGCCCGUGGCUGGAAGACAAUGACACACGCUGGAUCCUGCUGGACGUGAAGCUCAAUCCUGAUGGCAAGGUGGUGGUUUCGGUGGAUUGGGAAAUGAGGAGGGAUCCCGUCUUGGACAAGAUCAAAUUCAAGGAGACGUGUCUCUCUAAAGGAGGGAAGCGGCUCGGUGACGACCAGGUUGGGCUUGUGGCAGAGGUGAAGAGAGGGUGUCUGGCAUUUGAGAAGAAAGGGGAGGCAAUUGGGUGGGAGUUUAUCAGGGUUUCGGGCCCUUAG